This is a messenger RNA of Oldenlandia corymbosa var. corymbosa, 1755 nucleotides long. Lineage: Eukaryota; Viridiplantae; Streptophyta; Magnoliopsida; Gentianales; Rubiaceae. The record is from the annotation of a GenBank genome assembly.
GCACCAAUUAAGGAUUCCGAAUGUGAUCACUGACCGAUUAUUCAUGGACGAGUACUAUAGUUUUCUGGAUGUUCUGCAUCCAGUGUCUGGAAUCAUUUGCUGUAACUAAUCUAGAUUUAAGUCAAUAUAAAUUAGAAGCAUAUAUAGUAAGAACAUGAUGUAAAAGUAGGGCAGCCGCUGGCCAUAGGCCCUACUCCAUCACCUAAACAGCCUACCUUUGCUCAGAUCCUAAGAUCUAAAGUUAAUCCAAAAACAGUUCAUAAUAAUUUAGCCAAAAAAUAAGAUAUAAACCCGACCGUGAUACACUUCGAACCAACAACCUUCAAAAGAGAACCAACUUUUCUUCUCACAAAAGAAAAAGAUGAUCGAUUGGCUGCACCAUUCCGCCUUACUCUUGUAGGAAAAUUCACCAAAGGCUGCCCAAAAAUGGAUUACUUGCGAAGAGAAUUCCAAACAAUCGGAUUCAAAGGAAGCUUUUCUCUUGGAUCUAUUGAUUACUGACAUAUCCUAAUUUGCUUCAAUCUAGAGGAGGAUUUUCAUCGUUGCGGGCUCAAAAAUUUAUGGACUUUUGAGAAGUAUCGAAUGUGAGUCAUAAAGUGGACCACGAAUUUCAAUCCAGCAUAGAAUGGACCACGGAUUUCAAUCCAGCAUACGAAAGCUCUAUAGUUCUUGCUUAGAUCUCCCUAGAAGGUCUCCCAAUUCACCGUUUCAACAAAGACUAUUUGUGGAGACUAGCUAGCGUUAUCGGUACUCCUCUCCAAAUUGAUGUCCCUACUCUCAACAUGCGCGACCAUCAGUGCCACGAAUUUGUGUAGAAUGCCACGAAUUUGUGUAGAAUUGGAUCUUCUCAAGGAGUAUCCAAUUCACAUCAGAUUGGGAGUUGAAGGGUCGAGUUAUUUUCAAUCAAUUUUCUACGUGAACAUGCCCCAAUACUGUGUUGAUUGCAAAAAAAAUUGGUCAUGAUAUUCAUACAUGCCGAUUCCACAACGUACCAUCCUCAAUGCAAAAGAUGGACAUGCACCAUUCAAAACAACAAGUCAAGCAGCCAUCCCAAGAAAAGCAAAAACAACCGCAGAUGUCAAGGGUGGCUUUUCGCCAAGAAGGGACAUCUCAAGCCAUGCGUUCACGGGUUGAGACAGUCGCGCAAGCUGUGACUCCGCAAGGAGCGACUACUGCUGGCCAGCCCCCCUUGUCAGAUGCCAACUCAGGCCCCUCCAAGGUUGGGCAGCCUGCGCUGCACAACACCGAAGUUGCGCAGCAUACCGACGUUGUCGUUGCAAUGCCGCAGAUGGAAUUGGUGGCGCAAAGCCUAAUAGCAGAAACCGCUGCUGUUAAUCAGAGUGCCUCUCAGGAUGUAGUGGCCGUCGUUGUUGAAUAGGAAGUCUCCUUGAAUCCGGUAGUUACACAUGAAUCUCCUGCUCUAACCCUCGCAACUCCAAAAUCGCAAAUCGCAGCCUCUGUUGAUGAUGAUUUAGAAGCUGAAAAUCGGCUAACUAAUUCUGCUUCGCCUAGUUUUUUAUUGCUGAGAAUACAACAGCCACCAACGAAGGAACUUCAGCGGCGUCGGAAGAGAAUCGGCGGCCAAAAUCGGUGGAGAUUCAACGGAAGCCACUGCUUGAAAUUCCGCAGAUGUCGUGGUCUUCUGCACAACAGACUCCCCAAAUUUCAGCGUCAAUUGAGCAACCAAAUCAGCCUCAACCGAAUCCUCCUCAUUUAAGAAUGGAUAAGUCAAAAUCGGACUCUUUUUCUCAGCAA